AUGAACCAACGUUCUCAGCAGAAAGUGGCGACGGUGAGGGUCGUCCAAUUUCCCGAGGGGUAUGAUGUAUAUUUAUCGCUCAAGUGGAAAGAGAUGCAGUUUUAUUUUCCAUAAUUCGUUUUUCUUCGCGGCGAAUACGACAGAAUGCUCAUUAUUUCCCCGACAGAGUAAAUAUAAAUGGGAGGUGUUUUAUAAAUUUCAGCGCGCUAGUCCAACCCAACCCCGCGGAUUUAGUCCAAAGUUAGAAGUUCACAAAAAAGCAGGGGAGGAGAAACGCAGAAAUUUUUACAAAGUGAGAAAUUGCGCAACGUUGUGUAAGAUUGCGCAACUUUUAACUUUGGACUAAAUCCGCAGGGUUCGGAUGGACUAGCGCGCUGAAAUUUAUAAAACACCUCCCAUAUAUAUUACUCUGUCGGGGAAAUAAUGAGAAUCCUGUCGUAUUCGCCGCGAAGAAAGACCUUUAUGUUUCCUCGCAAGCAGAAAUAAAAAUGAAAAACAUUCCAGUGGCGAAUCAAUGGAGCAACGUAUGCGUUAUCGACCUGUUACAGAAGCGUGGAUUGGUCACUCUCGGUCCUUGCAACUAGCGUUUUUGCGAAGAAACUUAUUUUUGACAGCCAGUGGAAACGUAUUCCUAGCCAAAAGGUUUGCUUUAUAUGUCUUUAACUCAUCCUUCUGCCGUAAAUCUCAAUAAAUUGUUUUUUUAGGAGUAUGAUUACAAGAUUCAGCGUCGAGGCGCUUGUGCUGGGGAAGGGAAACGUGCGCAUUACACCACUUACUUGGAGAUGAUUUCUGAAAAAGGAUUAUGUGAGGUGGUAACCAUGGCUCUCCAGGACGGUGUGACCUGUCGUCUUGAUGACAUUGGCACGACGGGGGAUUUUGUGAUGUAUGAUAAAAGGUGGAUCGGACACGCGGUAAGUUUCUUUUGGGGAAGAUCUUUUGAUCCUCAUUUAUAAACUUUGACCUCUAUUCCAAAAAGGUGGGCACGUUCAAAAUGUUCAAGCCCGGCUGGAAAAAGUCUGUUUUUGCGACUGCUGCAGGAGACUUGCAAAAAAGACUUUCUUGGACGGUUAAUAUGCAUAUAAUACGCGUCCUGCUCGUCCACCAAAUAGUUCCGUUGUUACUACAAUUGUUUCAGAAAAUGAGUUCAACAAGUGUUCGCGUUAGAAUCCCGGGAGGUCUGAACGACGAUUCUGCACCCACCGGCCCAAUCUUUGCAAUCGACGGAUCGUUUCGUACUGGAACAUCAAUUUUGCAGAUUAUGAGCGGCUCUCGUUACUUUUUUUUAAAUAUUAUCGAUGAUUGUACUACUGGCGUCCUGCUCGUCAACGAAAAGUCGCAGGAAGAAUUGGAUAAGCAACAGGUAGGCAACCAGCAAAUUCGCUUUAUCUAAAACCUUUAGGGAAAAAUAAUUUGCCACUUUAUUUAUGGAACCGGCGCUGGUCCAAAAGUUGCAACGGAAUUUGUCCCAAUCGGAAGUAGCUUGUUUUCCGUGUUACCAAGGUUGUCUGCGUUGUUUGGCGUUCCCAUUACCAUUCUUGGAUGCCGUCUUGUUCAUCUGGUUGAGGAUGGUAUGAUCGUCACAAAAUAUGGUGCUGACAAUGACGAGUUGAAGGAAUUUGCUGCGUAUCUCUUCGAAGAAAGAAGUUUUAAUUAA
This is a messenger RNA of Bursaphelenchus xylophilus (pine wood nematode), 1654 nucleotides long. Lineage: Eukaryota; Metazoa; Nematoda; Chromadorea; Rhabditida; Aphelenchoididae. The record is from the annotation of a GenBank genome assembly.